AUGUCGACAAACUCUUGUUGUUUUUAUUUAACAAUUUUAAUUUUUCUUCAACAACAACUAUUGUUUACGAUGCAAACAAUGGAUGACAAAGUGAUCACAGUAAAAAGUAAUCAUUCAGUUAAGGAUACAAUUGAUCGUAUGGUCAAAAUGAUUCAAGACGAAAAUGGAAUUAUAUUUACUCGUAUCGAUCAAAAGAAGGCAGCUGAAGAUGUUGGUAUUGUUGAUCAACUGGAUGAUACCGAAUUAAUUGUGUUUGGGAAUCCUAGGGUUGGCACUCAAUUAAUGGUGGAGAAUGGUGCAGUGUCUAUUGAAUUACCAUUGCGUGCCUCUUGUUGGAAACGAAACGGUAUUGUGUAUUUAAGUGCUACAAAUCCCACAGCGUGGGAAGUACCGUACAAUUUAAGUUCGAAAAAAGAGAUACUCAAAAAGAUGAGUGACAAUGUUAUUCAAAUGAUUGAAAAAGUUAGUUCAUAG
Molecule: messenger RNA, 474 nt
Organism: Didymodactylos carnosus
Lineage: Eukaryota; Metazoa; Rotifera; Eurotatoria; Philodinida; Philodinidae
Source: the annotation of a GenBank genome assembly